CCAGCUUGUAUUAAUGAGCAGAACCUUGACUUUGUUUUCUCACUUCUUCGAGCGUCUCUUAUAUUCACGCUCUUAAAUAUGGAGGCAGCAAAAAACACAACCCUAUUCCUAGGCCGACCGAGAAAAAUCCUAACAGCCCAUGGGGUCUGGCCUCACCCAAACAACUACAUAAUUUUGCGCAAACUUUACAUGUUAUUUGUAAUGUGGACUCAGUACUCUUUUCUCCUCUUCGAAAUUAUUUACAUAGUCAACGUUUGGGGCGACAUUGACGAGGUAUCCGAGGCUUCUUAUCUGCUGUUUACUCAAGCAUCUCUGUGUUACAAGUCCACCACUUUUAUGAUCAACAAAAAAAGCUUAUUGGAGCUCCUAAAUAUUAUGGAUAGUGACAUUUUUAAGCCCAAAUCUGCGGAACAUGAGAAAAUUUUAGCAGCUCAAGCUCUGAAGAUAAAGCGCCUGUGUUUGUUCUUCUUGACGAGUGCCACCACCACUUGCACUUUAUGGGCAAUGAUACCUCUUUUCGAUGAUGCUAGCAAACGGUCUUUCCCUUUUAGGAUCUGGAUGCCGGUAACACCAUUGAAGUCACCAGAUUAUGAGCUCGGCUACUUGUACCAGAUGGUCAGCAUCUACAUCAGCGCUUUCCUCUUCAUAUCAGUGGACAGCGUCGCCGUGUGUAUGAUCAUGUUCGGUUGUGCAGAACUAGAGAUUAUUAUGGACAAGAUUCAGAAGAUCCAAAGUAUAUUCAAUACAGAUCAGUCAGAAGAGGGUCGAAAGAAGUUGAUCAAAAUGAAUAACGAACUCCUAGACGAAUGUGUCAAGCAGCAUCAGACGGUUGAAAGACUCAUCCAACUUUGUGAAGAUACGUAUCACGCGAAUAUCUUCUUUCAACUAAGCGGUACUGUUGCCAUUAUCUGCAAUAUAGGAUUAAGGAUUUCUAUUGUGGAAAAGAACAGUGUGCAGUUCUUCUCGAUGUUGAACUACAUGGUGACGAUGCUGUCUCAGCUGUUCCUGUACUGCUGGUGUGGGCACGAACUUACAAUACGGAGUGAAAAUCUUCGAGAAUGGUUGUACCAAUGUCCAUGGUAUGAGCAGGAUGCCAAGUUCAGACGAUCUUUGUUCAUUGCCAUGGAACGUAUGAAGAAACCGAUCAUUUUCAAAGCUGGUCACUACAUAUCGCUGUCUCGACCUACGUUUGUAGCGAUACUACGCUGUUCAUACUCAUACUUCGCAGUCCUGAACAGGGUGAACACAGAUUAAAAAUAAAACUUCAAAUUUCACAAAUUAUUAUUAUUUAUUUAUAAACCGUGUAGGUAUCACAUAUGCUUAGUGUAACAUUCACGACAGUUUAGGCGAAAGUGUGCUUAAUUAUGAAAAAUAUUAUCUUUUUUUUUCUCGUAACAUUCAACGAUACUUCCUAAAACCUUAUUUUGAACACCCUAUGAUACUUCAAUACGAUUUAUUUUUAUAAUCUGUGGUAUAAAAACUCAAGACGCCGUUAUCGUCGCCAGCGAAUAAAUUAAAAACAAAAAAGGACACAGAUAAAAAUAAAUAAAUCGUACCAAAAUAUCGCAGAGUGCACAGGCUUAAAAACAUUUUUGAUUUUUAGUCAAAUUGAUAAAUUCGUGCGCUUAAAUUAAAAUAACAAGUAGCAUAAAGGCGAAAGUGUAAAACAAUUACAACCACAUUUUAGAAUUUAUAUUCGCAAUAAAUAGGAGAUUACGGCCUAUUUAUAUAGGAACGAUAAACUUAAUAAAAUUACAAACGGAGCACUCACUUCGAGAUUCAUACCACAUGAAUUGUACGUAUAUUUAAAGAAAGCUCAAUCCCAUAACAUCCUAAACAUAGCUAACUAAAAUACAACAAACGCCAACCAAUCAUAGAAAAACAUCAUUUUUAUAUAAAUAGGCCUUGGUUUAUAGAAAUACAUAAUUUGAGUAAAUUCAGUAGCAUACCAAUUUUCCUUAGAGCGCUUUCGCACGUAGCGAUCUUGCGUAGCCGCGUAGGCGAGCGUGUCGAAACGGCUACGAGGCAUGCGCAGCUAAGCACAUGCGCCUACGCCGAACAAACGCUCCUUGCAAUCUUUUAUUUAUUUAAUACUGCAAUAAAGCGUGAACCAUACUUUUCUUUCAUUUGAACCCCUUAUCUUUUAAAACAAUCACAUCAAAACGACUUAAGAAAUAAUUUUGAAAUAUUAAUAUUUAAUUUUUAUAAUGGUAACAAUCAGUCGC
Molecule: messenger RNA, 2225 nt
Organism: Spodoptera litura
Lineage: Eukaryota; Metazoa; Arthropoda; Insecta; Lepidoptera; Noctuidae
Gene: Or-41
Product: olfactory receptor 41
Biological process (GO): sensory perception of smell; detection of chemical stimulus involved in sensory perception of smell
Cellular component (GO): plasma membrane
Molecular function (GO): odorant binding; olfactory receptor activity
Source: RefSeq, a predicted model, not a curated record